AUGGCGGGUGGGCGGUGUCAGAACGUGUCAGCGACGUGCUGUGCAAAGCUACAGACGGGAAAGAAGGAAGGGGGUGCUGAUGCUGUGUAGUGAUCUUUGAGGUUAAGCGUCAGCACAAACAACAACAACAAAAAUGGGGGAACUAUUCCGAAGUGAGGAGAUGACCCUGGCGCAGCUUUUCCUCCAGUCGGAAGCUGCAUACUGCUGUGUCAGUGAGCUGGGGGAGCUGGGAAAAGUGCAGUUUCGAGAUUUAAAUCCAGAUAUCAACGUUUUCCAAAGAAAAUUUGUCAAUGAGGUGCGACGGUGCGAAGAGAUGGACCGGAAACUGCGUUUUGUGGAAAAGGAGAUUAAAAAAGCUAAUAUCCCAAUCCUUGACACGGGGGAAAACCCAGAAGUUCCCUUCCCUAGGGACAUGAUUGACCUUGAGGCAAAUUUUGAGAAGAUUGAAAAUGAACUGAAAGAGAUUAACACCAAUCAGGAGGCUCUGAAGAGAAACUUUCUUGAGCUGACUGAACUAAAAUACAUUCUGCGCAAAACCCAACAAUUUUUUGAUGAGGCUCAAUUGCAUCAUCAUCAGCAGAUGGCGGAUCCAGAUCUCCUGGAAGAAUCAUCCUCACUUUUGGAACCAAGCGAGCUUGGAAGAGGAACCCCCUUAAGACUUGGAUUUGUGGCUGGCGUUAUUAACCGCGAGAGGAUACCGACGUUUGAGAGAAUGCUUUGGCGAGUUUGCAGAGGAAAUGUCUUCCUGCGCCAAGCAGAGAUUGAAAACCCCCUGGAAGAUCCUGUAACAGGGGACAGUGUUCACAAGUCUGUUUUCAUAAUAUUCUUCCAAGGAGACCAGCUCAAGAACCGGGUUAAGAAGAUUUGUGAAGGGUUCCGUGCCUCUCUCUACCCUUGUCCAGAAACUCCUCAGGAGCGAAAAGAAAUGGCAGCUGGGGUGAACACGCGUAUUGAUGACCUACAAAUGGUCCUCAACCAAACCGAGGACCAUCGCCAACGUGUGCUCCAAGCUGCUGCCAAGACUAUUCGUGUUUGGUUCAUCAAAGUGAGGAAAAUGAAGGCCAUCUACCAUACGCUGAACCUCUGCAACAUUGAUGUGACCCAGAAGUGUCUGAUUGCUGAAGUCUGGUGCCCGGUGGCCGAUCUUGAUUCUAUCCAAUUUGCCCUUAGGAGGGGAACUGAACAUAGCGGAUCAACUGUUCCUUCCAUUCUGAACAGAAUGCAGACUAACCAGACUCCUCCAACUUACAACAAGACUAACAAGUUUACUAGUGGGUUUCAGAACCUAGUGGAUGCUUAUGGCAUUGGCAGUUAUCGUGAAAUAAACCCAGCUCCUUAUACCAUAAUCACGUUUCCUUUCCUGUUUGCUGUGAUGUUUGGAGAUUUUGGUCAUGGGAUCCUGAUGACUUUGUUUGCAGUUUGGUUGGUUGUGAAGGAGAGCCGGAUUCUUUCCCAGAAAAGUGACAACGAGCUUUUCAACACCAUUUUUAGCGGCCGGUACAUCAUUCUCCUGAUGGGUCUGUUCUCGGUCUACACUGGUCUCAUCUACAACGACUGUUUCUCCAAGGCUCUAAAUCUGUUUGGUUCAUCAUGGAGCGUUAGACCAAUGUUUGAAAAGCGUCUUGGUAACUGGACAGAGGACCUUCUUAAGCAUGUGUCUGUUCUACAGUUGGAUCCAAAUGUUACUGGAGUAUUUAAUGGGCCAUACCCAUUUGGAAUUGAUCCAAUCUGGAGCAUAGCUACCAACAAGCUGACCUUUUUGAAUUCUUUUAAAAUGAAAAUGUCAGUGGUUCUUGGCAUAACACACAUGCUUUUUGGAGUAACUCUCAGCCUCCUAAAUCAUAUUUACUUCAAGAAGCCCCUGAACAUAUACCUGAGUUUCAUCCCAGAGAUUAUAUUUAUGAGCACUCUUUUUGGAUACUUGGUGAUCCUCGUACUGUACAAGUGGUGUGCGUUCGAUGCGGCUACCUCUAAGGAUGCCCCGAGCAUCCUCAUUCACUUCAUCAACAUGUUCCUCUUUAGCUAUGGUGAAACGGCUCCACCUGCACUAUACAGCGGCCAGAAAGGGUUGCAGAUUUUCCUCGUGGUGUGUGCACUGCUGUGCGUGCCCUGGAUGCUGGCUCUCAAACCUCUUAUCCUCCGCAGACAGUACCUGAGGAGAAAACACUUAGGUACGCAUAACUUCGGAGGCAUUCGCAUUGGGAACGGGCCCACAGAGGAAGAUGCCGAAAUAAUUCAGCACGACCAGCUAUCCAUGCACUCGGAAGAAGGCGAAGAGCCUGCCGUGGAAGAAGUGUUCAGUUUUGGAGACACAGUGGUCCACCAGGCCAUUCACACCAUUGAAUACUGUCUGGGAUGCAUUUCCAACACUGCCUCCUAUCUCCGACUCUGGGCCUUGAGUUUGGCACAUGCCCAAUUGUCGGAGGUGCUGUGGACGAUGGUAAUGCAUGUCGGCCUACACGUCGGCAAUCUGGGGGGCGGUAUUCUACUGGUCUUUGUGUUUGCUGCAUUCUCCACACUGACUGUAGCUAUCCUCCUGGUUAUGGAGGGCCUCUCUGCUUUUCUCCAUGCCCUGCGUCUGCAUUGGGUGGAAUUUCAGAACAAAUUUUACUCUGGGACAGGUUUCAAAUUCCUGCCGUUUUCUUUUGAGAACAUCCGAGAAGGCAAAUUCGAUGACUGAAUUCGUCUCGACCCCUCAACUGGAUCUCCUUUACCUUCCUGUAAUAUUGUACUCCAGUAAUUUGUGCAUUGUUUAUUAGUGAAAACAUGCUAUCUGUAGUGCUUCACAGAACCACUGUGAUGCUUGGUGUUAAAUAGGAGCCAUUUUGUGUGGUCAUCACAUCUAAGAAAAUACCAGAUUUGCUGCCCUGUUUGGCGCAUACCAGCUCCACCAAGUUAGGAAAUAUGGCUGUGUUAAAAAUUCAAAUAUUUAUUUCGGAAAUCGGCAAGAUGUUGGGCUAUCU
Molecule: messenger RNA, 2963 nt
Organism: Spea bombifrons (plains spadefoot toad)
Lineage: Eukaryota; Metazoa; Chordata; Amphibia; Anura; Pelobatidae
Gene: ATP6V0A1
Product: ATPase H+ transporting V0 subunit a1
Exons: 22
Coding region: 134-2680 (848 amino acids)
Biological process (GO): vacuolar acidification; proton transmembrane transport
Cellular component (GO): vacuolar proton-transporting V-type ATPase, V0 domain; plasma membrane; vacuolar proton-transporting V-type ATPase complex
Molecular function (GO): ATPase binding; proton-transporting ATPase activity, rotational mechanism
Source: RefSeq, a predicted model, not a curated record